This is a messenger RNA of Corvus hawaiiensis (hawaiian crow), 1416 nucleotides long. RefSeq names its product cutA divalent cation tolerance homolog (gene CUTA). The transcript is spliced from 6 exons. Gene Ontology annotation, biological process: response to metal ion. The record is from RefSeq and is a predicted model, not a curated record. Gene Ontology annotation, molecular function: copper ion binding. Lineage: Eukaryota; Metazoa; Chordata; Aves; Passeriformes; Corvidae. The coding region runs from base 131 to 619 and encodes 162 amino acids.
CCGCGCUGUCCCCUGUCCCCGCAGCGGGCGGGCACCAGCCGGGGAGGAAGAGGAGGAGGAGGAGGAGUCAGUGCCGCCGGUCCAGGCAGCGCUCCCAGCUCGGGCAGAGCAGGUGGAGGGGCCGCAGGACAUGGAGGGGCUGAGCCAGCGCUGCCCGCUGCCCCCGGCUUCCCAGGGCUGCCCCCGGCCCGGCCGCGGCACCUUGGUGCUGGUGCUGACGCUGUUGGUGCUCAUGUACCCCCUGCUCCGGGGCCUGGCUCUGCACCUGCACUCUGCUGUCACUGGCAGCUACAUCCCAGGGACACAUUCCAUCGCCUUCGUCAACUGCCUCAACGAGCAGAUCGCCAGGGACAUCGCCAGGGCCAUCAUGGAUAAGAAACUGGCUGCCUACGUGAACAUCCUGCCCAAGAGCUCAGCCUUGUAUUUCUGGAAAGGGGAGCUGGAAGAAUCCACUGAAAUACUGCUGUUGGUGAAGACAAGGACGUCCAAAAUAGGGGAAUUGUCCAACUACGUCAGAUCCAUCCAUCCCUUUGAAACCCCCGAAAUCAUCAGCCUGCCUAUUGACCAAGGAAACCCUCUGUACCUCAAAUGGAUAGAGGAGAACGUGCCACGGGACUGAGAAGUGCGAAGUGCACCUCACUUCUGGGGAGAUCGGGAUCCUGCUGUGCCAUGUGGGAGGCGGCUUUUAUCUUCGAGGAUUUGCGGUAACACAGGAGCUUGGGAAACAUCCCCUCCUCGGCCUGCCCGGGGAGCGCUGAGCAGCCCGGAGCCGGUGCAAGCUGAGCUGGAGAAGGGCCGCCCGCACCAAAGGCUGUGGAUGAGGAUACGCGGAGAUGUUCCUGUCAGGACACUCGGGGGCUGCCUCAGGCUGCCAGCAGCGAAUUCCAGCUGGGAGCCGUGGCCUGGCAGCCCCUGCAGUGCCAUGUGUCCCCACAGCCAGCCCCUGAACCCUGCCUGGCCCCCUGCUCCCCCGCAGCGGCGGUCCCGGCAUCCUUCCCCAGCCCGGAGGCUGCAGGAUGUGGCCGGGCACCCCGCGCCGUGCGGCUCCCGCCCUCCCCUGCCGGCAGCCAGCGUGCUGCUGGAGUCUGACACAAUCCAAGGAAGUGGCAAACUCCAGCAGAUGCCGCGAGGAUUUAGCAGGAGCCGCGAGCAGCACACACAGACUCGGCCCUGCCACGGAGAGCUGGGGUGGGCUGGGCGACAUCCACGGCCACUUCAGGGAAGCCAGGUGCCAGCAGGACCACGACACUGCCCUGGCCCUGCAUCCCUACCCCCACCUGAACAGGGGCUUUCUGCCUAGGCCACACUGAGCCUUGUAGAAAGAUCCUUAUGUUAAUGGUUCAUGGGAUAUAACUUAAUGGAACAUUUUCGAGUUAUUUAUGGGAUGGAGAAGGGAAUAAACAGGAGCGUUUCUUA